AUGGGCCGUAUUGAACCUCACAAGGCCGCUGCUCUUGCCAACUUGGAAUAUGGUUGGAUGGCGGAUAUCGAUUGGGAUGCAUUGGCCCGUGGCUGCGAUGGGCAGCUGGAACAUACAAAUCGUCUCAUUAAUGGAAAUGCAUUCAGCAAGAGCUUGGACAACGUCAUUGCGGCGGCAGAGAAAAAGCUGGGACCAAAUGGUAUGAUCUACUACACGGGAGAGGGUCUGAUGUUCUACGAGCUAAACACGUGGGAUCCCCAUGGCUCUAAUCCUCACAAACGAAGCCAAGACCGUCCCCUGGAGGGAACGUUUGAGGGCUUUGUGAAUGAGUGUGCGGAGAUUACCAAACUCCUCGAUCCGGACGCUCAGUUUUCCAAACAGACUUCGGUGUCCGAUGAUACUACUGAUCUGACUCUUGUGGAGUCGAAACUAUCUCUCAGUGCUGUGUCCGAAUCUUCUGAUAUCGAAGUUCCGAAUGUGCUGCCAGACGGAUACGGACGGGUUUUCCACCCUCAGGUUCAGCUUCAUGAGCUUAUUGCCAAUUUAGUCAUCUAUGAGAGGACCAACAAGAACGAGAUGGACAAUGGGUAUCCGGAAAUUCCAGAGAAAUUCACUUUGGACUCAUGCCCUUGGACACCUGCAGACGUUGACGAUGACGAAUCAAUGGAUGCAGGAGGCCAACAGAUUGCUUUGGCAUCGUACAUCAAUCCAUUAUCCGAUCCCACUGCAUGGACUCGGUUGAUCGACUACCCAUCUGACAAGAUGACCGUUUUGGUUGCAUCAACGCACCGUAUAUGA
Aspergillus eucalypticola CBS 122712 is the source of this 798-nucleotide messenger RNA. RefSeq lists its product as uncharacterized. The coding region runs from base 1 to 798 and encodes 265 amino acids. NCBI's taxonomy places the organism in Eukaryota, Fungi, Ascomycota, Eurotiomycetes, Eurotiales, Aspergillaceae. The transcript is spliced from 4 exons. The record is from RefSeq and is a predicted model, not a curated record.